AUGCCCACCAAGCGCAAGAGCAAGAAAGCAUUUCCGACAGCGACUGAGUUAUGCCAGCUCGCCACACAGUUACACAACCAACAGAAGCAAGCGACGAACAACACCUACCCACCGCAACCCGCCGUCGACCAGUACGCCUACGCUGGGCUCCCGAACCCACCAAUCCAGCAACAGCAGCAACCGUACCCAAUGGACUACACACAGUAUGGCAACGCUCAGUAUGCCAACCCACAGUACAACUACCAAUACCCAGGCCAGCAAGCUCAACCGCAACAGUACCAACCCACGCCACCUCAAAUCCGCAACCCUUUCGCGCCACCACCACCCGCGCGAUCACAGUACAAUUCAAACCAGCAAUUCGACCCCGUCCAUGAGCAAGAGCUAGCGCAGUGGGCGUCAGCCUACGCCCCGCAAGAUCCGAACGACAAGAAAAACAAAGACAGUAAAGGCGGCAACGCCAACCUCACAACCCUCGGCUCGCGGCCAACAGCCCAAGACACCACGGACAGCAAGACCAAGACCGACGGCGACAAGAAGAAGACAGUCGUCAGACACGGCGGGGGCGAAACCUGGGAAGAUGAAACCCUGCUCGAGUGGGACCCCAGCAAAUUCCGCAUCUACGUUGGCAAUCUCGCUGGUGAAGUGACCGACGACUCGCUCGCCAAAGCCUUCGCCGUCUACGACGUCAACAAAGCGCGCGUGGUGCGGGACAAGCGCACGACGAAAUCGAAAGGGUUCGGGUUCGUGCAGUUCGAAGACCAUGAGCUCGGGUUCAAGGCGGCGAGGGAGAUGGUGGGCAAGUAUGUGGGCAGUCAUCCGAUUACGAUUCAGAAAGCGAAGACGGAUGUGAAUGCGAGUGUGCAGAAGGAUAACAGGAAGGGGAAGCAUGGGAAGGGAAGGGAUAGGGGUGGUAACAAGAAGGGCGAGGAUGUGCUGAGGGCGAAUACGGGGUCACAUAUUGAGAAGAAGCCUGUGAUGCGGAAUACCGGGAUGAAGAUGCUGGGUUGA
Messenger RNA from Saxophila tyrrhenica, 1008 nucleotides. RefSeq lists its product as uncharacterized. The coding region runs from base 1 to 1008 and encodes 335 amino acids. Gene Ontology annotation, molecular function: mRNA binding. The transcript has a single exon. The record is from RefSeq and is a predicted model, not a curated record. NCBI's taxonomy places the organism in Eukaryota, Fungi, Ascomycota, Dothideomycetes, Mycosphaerellales, Extremaceae.